This is a messenger RNA of Cryptococcus amylolentus CBS 6039, 782 nucleotides long. RefSeq lists its product as hypothetical. Bases 22 to 516 code for a protein of 164 amino acids. Lineage: Eukaryota; Fungi; Basidiomycota; Tremellomycetes; Tremellales; Cryptococcaceae. Gene Ontology annotation, biological process: intermembrane lipid transfer; ceramide transport. The record is from RefSeq and is a predicted model, not a curated record. Gene Ontology annotation, molecular function: ceramide 1-phosphate binding; ceramide 1-phosphate transfer activity. The transcript has 4 exons. Gene Ontology annotation, cellular component: membrane; cytosol; cytoplasm.
CAGAAGUAUACUUUAGACACCAUGAGCGAGCCCCAAUUCUUCGAGACUAUCACCAAGUCUUUCACGGAUGUGACCAUCACUGAGGCUGGUGUCAACACUGCCGAGUUCCUCGAAGCUGCCGAGGGCCUUGUCAAGAUCUUCAACCUCUUCGGUAACCCUGCUUUCACCGUCGUCCAGAACGACUUGACUGGUAACAUCGCCAAAAUCCGAGCCUACCUCGCCCAGAACCCCACCUCCGCCUCCACCCUCGAAUCUCUUCUCGCCACCGAAAAGGCCAACGUCCCCAAGCCCAAAGACCGCGUCGCCACCGACGCCCUCAUGUGGUUGCUCCGUGGCCUCAAGUUUACCUCCCUGGGCUUGAAGAUCAACUUGGAGAAUAAGGAUGAGGAGCUUUCGGCGUCGUUCACAAAGGCGUACGAGCAGAGUCUGAAAAAGUAUCAUGGGAUGAUGGUUAGGCCUGUCUUCUACGUACGUCCCUCCGCCUCAUCCUCCUCCUGCCGGAGUGCGACAGACUGACUUGGUGUGCAGCUCGCCAUGAAGGCUUGCCCCUACCGAGCUACCUUCUACCCCAAGCUCGGCGAGCCCCAAGCGGAAGUCACUGUCAAGCUCGAGGCCUGGCUCAAGGCCUUGUACGAUAUCGUCGAGAAGGAGACAACCGUCUUCAAGGCUGGGUCUUAUGGGGAGAUCUAAGGGCGAGAAGCCGCUGGGGGAAGUGGUUUUGUACAAGUUGUACUGAGGCAUGGAUCAGUAGUCCUUGCAUGCAUAUAGAAUGUGUGUCGAUG